AGUCAACAUCAACCCAGAGUUUCUGAGCUAGAGCUUAAUUUUUGUAGUGCUGGUAGAAUAUAGCAUUUUUUAAUAUUCUGGUUAAGUUACAAACAGUAAACAGCAUUGCCUGAACAAAGGACAACAUCUUUUGGAAGUGUUUGAACAGAAGGAAAACUGUAGCAGUACAUUCUGAACAUAAAAUGGAAAUGGCAGAAAGAAAGAUUACACCUUCUGCUCACAAAUCAGGAAAACUCCUGCGAAAAAUCUGGCACCUGAACUUGCUAGCAAGAGGUUUGCUUCUGAAAAGUGAUCUGGAUAAUGAAGAGAUUAUGGAGUAUGUGCAACGACUGAUCUAUUCAACAGAAGAGCUGAGUGGAUCUCUCAUUCAACAGCUGGGGAACAUUACAGAAAAUCUUCAAGACACUUUCCACUUGCUGAGUACUCUUCUUGACAAACACAAGGAAUUGACUGCAAGUCUAGGCAAGUAUGGAGAAUCCACUCUGCGAAAGGAAUGGACUGGGUGUACUGGAUAACAAUUUCUGUUGUGUGAUGAUACUGGGGGAUUUUAAUUUUCAUUUGUUAGCAUUUCAGCAUUUGGCCAUUCAUUAGAACAAAGGAAUUAAUAUUUCAAAUAUUAUGUCACUAACUAUUUUGUGAGACCCAAUAUAAGAUUCAUAAUUCUCAUUAUAUGAGAAUAAUAAAUGUAUAUAAUUAAAUAAACCAUUCUUUUACUGUUUUAUGUACACCACAAUGAGGUAGAUUGACAUUGGCCAGAUGCCUGACACCCAAUCAGCCACUCUCCGUUAUCAGCAGGGCAGGAGGAGAAAACAUGACAGAAAAUGGUUGAGAUAAAAACAGGGAGAUCACGUACCAUCCCAAGCUAAAUAUAGUCAAGAUCCAAGAAUAAUUCAUUUGAAACUGAAAAGGUAUUGCAGAGAAAUAAUUUUUAGACUGAGAUCAACCAUGAAAAAAUUAUCUGGAACUGUACUCUUUGUAGUUUUAAAUUAUUCAGGUGUUGAUAGAGCUGAAAGUGAAAGGUCUAUCUAAAUCAUAUAAUAUCACACCUAUGAAAUUCUUACUCCAUACAAUUAUUUCCUUGAAAACUUUGAGAUACUGAUUUACUUCAUAUGACACUAUUGAAUAAAGUGAACGAAAUCAGUGUUUUCCCCUAAGAUUUGUAUCAAAACUUUUCUUUUUUCUCCCUGUAUGACAUUCUCUUUCUAUUAUGAGUCAAGAGCAGGCUACAUCAUGUUUCAUCCGUACAAUUUUCUUAUUUGUAUUCGCUUCCACUGGAUUUAACCCGAGAAACAUAGCUUUCCAAAAUCUCAUGCAGAAAACAGAAAUUAGCAAGAAUUUCUCCCAGAGCUUUGCAGUGCACUUAAUUAAUGAAGACACAGUUCCAGAUAUAAACAGAUUGACAAUGUAAGCUGAGGAGAGAGCUGAAAGUAAUACAGAUAAAUCCUUAGAGAGAAUACCGGGAAUGAUUUCUAAGGAAAGGUGUAAGAUAAGACAAAUGAAGGAUGAUAAAAUAAAUGCUUAUAUUAAAGAUAGAAUAUUAAGUGAAUGUCAGAAGAUGAUUGGUUUUGCUGCCCACUUCUUCAGCAAGAACUUUUAGUUAUAUUCAAGGGAAACUUCUACAAUUCCUAUAACUGGAUGCUACAGUACUGUAUAUGUAUAUAUAAUUUACAUUAUACCUUGCAAACAGUAAAGAAUGUUUAAUACUAAGGCCAGGUAAAACAGCUUUGUUGAAGCCCCAUAUACCAGAAUCUUGCAGGAUUCAAAUUUAUAUGUAAUUAAUGUUCAGUUUUCAAACUGUUUCCAAGUUGAUUAUGCUACUGAUUAUCAACUUCCUGCUUUUGAUUGUCUAUCAUUAUGAGUUUAGCUAGUGUCUGUCUGAUCAAUAAAAUGGAGUUCAUUAGAGCUGCCACAGAAGUACUGGGAAAAUUAGAGUUUUACUUGUUUGUAUUCAGUUCUUCUUCAGAAAUUCACUCAAACUGAAUAGCAAUAAAUGUGAAAACAUUAAAUGGAAGCCAGAAAAUGUAUUCUACUUCAUAUGUUGUACGGCAGCAUAGAACGAGUUGGAAUUCGCUAACUACAUGUGUAAGUUUUUACAUUUUUAUAGCUUUCAUAGCAAAAUUCAUUUGGUUACCUACUUUUUUUCCUCAGAAUAUCAUGAUGUUAUAGAUCGUCUGCAGAAAAUGAAGGACUAUUUGACAAAUACAGUUUCACACCUUCAAGAGGCCAAAAAUAAACUUCAUGCAGCUAGCUGCCAACAAGAUGAUGUUUCUCAGAUCCUGGCUGCUCAAAAUGCUUUUGUAGAAACUAGAGUAUGUUAUUCUGAAAGAGAAGCAAAGCAAUCUGUGCAAGCAUCCUUUAGUCCCAGCCAGCAACACCAAAGAACUCCUUCCCUAAGCAAGACAGAAACUCAGAACAUUAAUCAAGUUCAGCCACGUGAAAUUAAAACUGCGAAAAAAGAAACGGUUGCAUCAUUAACUGAAAAUACAUCUGUCAGAGAACAGGAAGUUAGGAGAGAACCUCCAAUAACGAAAGAAGAUGGUGAAUACAGAGUGCUAACAACCUAUAUUUCAGAGAUAAUAGAUAAUAAUGGAAAAGAUAAACCUCACAGUGAUGGUUCUUCUCCUGAAAAAUGUCCAGAACUGACUGGUCAAGAUGAUCUUACGGGCAGUGGAGAAAGUAUUUCAUCUCGGUCAUCAACAGAUACUCAUGACAGAACUGUCAUAAAUCUUUCUGAACAGGAAAAAGAACUUAAGUUGGCAGAGCAAAUGCAAGACAAUAGAAAGGAAACAAAUUAUGAUAUGCAUAGGAAUGAUCUAAUUUCUGACACAUCUUCAGCACAAACCAGUGAUCUUAAUGAUGUGAUUUCUUCAAUGAAUGAUUCAGAAGAUGUGCAAAAAUAUAGGCACUGGUUAAACAAAGAAUUUGUAGUGGAAGAGAGUGGUAAGAGUGAACAUAAAAUACUUUGCUUCAUUAAAGCCCCCGCAACUGCUCUGGAGAAUCUGGCAUGUACAAUAGUCAAUGACACAAGUUCCUUGGUGGUGGAUGAUUUUGAGGAGCUGGUCAGCAAUGUCAUCAGUGUUGAUUGCUCUGAUUAUGAGAAAACUAUCCCUUUCCCUAUUAACAUUGCAAUCCCAUUUACUUCACACUUUAGAGGAAAUUAUCGGGAGAUUAUGGUGAAGGUGACAGACGUGAACUUUCAAUCACAUUACUUAACUCCCAUUUCUCUGGAAGGAUACCACGGAAACCACAAGGAAACCUUUGCGGAAGUGAAAGUUUAUCAGCUGGGUGUUUUUUCUGUGUUGUCAUGCUUAAAGGAAGAAACAUUUACUGUUCCAAAAUCAGGACUCUCACAAAACCUGAGCAUGGAUUCUAGGAUCUCUUUCUAUUACCCUUCAGAAACAUUCACUUCUCCAGCAACCAUGAAGUUAAAGAUUCAUCCAAUUGAACCAUCAUUGAUUUCCACACUGAAAGCAAGAAAUGACAUGUAUCUCUCAGUGGUAUCUACCAGUGCACUGGUUUAUGUCCACCAUCCUUCAGCCCAACCAUUUAACAACUCAGUCACCAUUACUCUACCCUGUCCUCCAAACCCAGAAAAAAAAAGGCAGGAGGAGGAGACAGAGCAAGUGAGAGCUAUUACUUCUACAGUAAAGAGGGUUGCUGCAGCAUACCAUCCUCGGGCUAUGAGUUCUUUGAGAAAGAAUGGAGAGAAUCUCAGUGAUACUUUCAAAUUAUUAGGUCACAGAAACAAAGAUGAGUGGAUGGUCUUUGAUGACAUUAUUAUCCAGAAUGCACAGAAUGGACUUGUGUCAUUUGAACUGAAUGAACAUUUAGAAAGCUUUGUGGUCGUUCGCCUUUCAUUCCUCUUGGAAAACACUUAUCUCCUCCUCUUUGCUCAGGCUCUGGAAGAAGCUGUUUGUAGCACAAUGUCAAAUGUGAUACUGUAUCAGAAAAGAGAAAACCCAUAUAAAAUAAUAGUUUUACUAUCUGCAUCCAAGGAAUUGACAUGGGAAAUACAAAAUCUCCAUGAAGAGGGCUACUUUGGUCCCCCAGAACCUACACAACAGUUUCCUUUAAGAGAAGGAGAGCAAAUUCAUUUUCAAUUUAGAGGCAAUAUAUUUGCUUCAGAAAAUGGAGAAGAUUUUGGAAAAGCCUACAGGCUGAUUUUUCAUUCACAAAGAAAGCCCAGACUAGAGCUCCAUAUUAAAGAAGUGGAUGAGUUUGGUAACCACAGCUCCCCUCACUACAAAGGAACAGCAGUGUUUUACAAAAUUACCAGAGGGAUGAUAACCAAGGAAUGGAAACAGCCCUUGCCACAUGGUAAUUAUCAAAACCAGACUCCACUGUGCAAAUUACCAUUGACAUUACCAAAGCAUGAAAAGUUGAUCAACCGUCCACAAAGCACAAAAAGAAUUUUUUGUGAUUCAUCAGAGGCCCUAUGGGACAACUUGCUGCACUGGCUUGCGGAAGAGCUUGCAGAAGAUAAUACAUCACUGAAUGCUUUACGCUUGCCUGUUCGGCGGAGCGUGCUUCAGCUUGUUAGACUGAAGUGCCCUGAUAAUUUAAUACACCAGAACUAUGAGCUUCUUUGCUGCUGGCAAAAGACCCUUCCAAGGUCGGCUGACAAACAGCAGCUCCUGUCUCGCUAUUUGCAGAAGAGUGGCAGAAGGGAUCUUUCAGAAGAACUUCAUUUUAAGUGGCAAAACAAAGUGUUCACUUGACAGAAUCACUGGCAACUAAGCCCAAUUUUUCCUCUUUCUUGUUGAGAAGUGUGAGUAUUCCCUUGAUAUCUUCUGACAGCGACACUACUCAGGAAUCAGAUUGCUCUUUUAUUUGUCAAUUUGAGCUCUUUUUUCUAAAAUAGAGUAUAACAGCAAUGCCUUUUCCUGCUAGAAGUGAACAUUUCUCCUGUGGAAGAGUGAAAUAUUCACAUAAAAAUUUCAUGCAGCAUUCCAUAUACAUCCAGUAAUAAUAGUGAUCAGAUUCUCAAGAGAAAAGAAAAAUGGAUCAAUAUAAGGAUCAAAAAGAAAUUUUUUUUGGCUUCUAGGCUUUUAGUAGUAAUUACUGACUUCUAUAUUCUCAAUGAAUGUUUAUAUCCUUGUGAAUAUCUUGGAAGAUUUCUGCAUUGUCACACUAUUUCCAGAAAUUACCAGAUCCGCUGCCUCAAUAUCAUAGCACCAUAGCAACGAUUUACUUUGUUGUUCUCUUCUUUCUUUCUUUCUUUCUUUCCUUCUUUCCUUCUUUCUCUCUUUCUUUCUCUCUUUCUUUCUUUUUUCAGAUGCCCAUCCUAUUUGGAAAAAGAACUUUUUCUUCUUAUGUGUUCUAAAAUUUAAUUUAAUUGUAUUCCUCAUAUAGAGCUCUUGUGCUGAAGGUACAGAAAAUAAAAUAGAUGUGUUUAUGAAA
Molecule: messenger RNA, 5400 nt
Organism: Gallus gallus (chicken)
Lineage: Eukaryota; Metazoa; Chordata; Aves; Galliformes; Phasianidae
Gene: DTHD1
Product: death domain containing 1
Exons: 9
Coding region: 2079-4718 (879 amino acids)
Source: RefSeq, a predicted model, not a curated record